AGCAAAGCAAAGCAUUGCAACCAAAUUAGCUACUUGAUCAGUCAUCACUAACUAGAGCUAGUUCUUUCUCUGUAUUGAUACAAGAGAUCGUAAUCGUAGAUCAUUCUCUGUAUCGAUACAGGAGAUUGGUUAGCAUUUGAUAAUACAAGCAGCACUCUUUGUUUUGCAUUGCCUGUGUAAUCCAGAUCGAUGGCGCAUAACGGAGAUGCGGUGGUCGCGGCCGCACCGGCUGCGCCGGCGCCGGCUCCGACGAAUGGUGCGCAGCGGCAGUUGAAGCCGCGGAGGAUCUCGAUGGAGGGGCUCCAGCGCGCGAUGUCCGACCUGGCCCUGGAGCUGUCCAGGGACAGGAAGGCGGUCGCCGACUCCGCCGCGGCCGCCAUGCAGCAGCUGCCGGCGAUCACGGAGCAGGUGGAGGACGCGCGGUGCGAGUGCUGCGGCAUGCAGGAGGAGUGCACGCCCGCGUACGUGCGCCGCGUCCGGGAGCGGUACUGCGGGCGCUUGGUGUGCGGGCUGUGCGCGGAGGCGGUGAACGGCGAGGCGGAGAGCCGGCACGGGGGGCGGACGACGGAGGAGGCGCUGGCGGCGCACAUGGCCGUGUGCGGGCGGUUCAACCGCGUGGGGCGCGCCAACCCGGUGCUGAUGCAGACGGAGGCCAUGCGGGAGAUCCUGAGGAAGAGGUCCAAGUCCAACAGCCCCAAAGACCACGGGCCCGGCGGCGCCCUCGCCAGGAGCUCCAGCUGCAUCCCCGCCAUUACCAAGGACUUCAAAUAACUAAGCUUCUUCUCCUUGGCACUUGGGGUGCAGUACCAACUACCAAGGCUUCAAGCUUCGUUACUACCUCUGUAUCACGGGCGAUCACUGAUCAUGCAUGGAUCGGCGUAUAUUUGUUCAUCACGGUUUUGUACUACGUUUGGCUGUACUAUGUAUAUAAAAAAUGAAAAGAAUUGUGAAUA
This is a messenger RNA of Phragmites australis (common reed), 953 nucleotides long. RefSeq lists its product as uncharacterized. Bases 190 to 771 code for a protein of 193 amino acids. The record is from RefSeq and is a predicted model, not a curated record. Lineage: Eukaryota; Viridiplantae; Streptophyta; Magnoliopsida; Poales; Poaceae. The transcript has a single exon.